Molecule: messenger RNA, 1134 nt
Organism: Balaenoptera acutorostrata (minke whale)
Lineage: Eukaryota; Metazoa; Chordata; Mammalia; Artiodactyla; Balaenopteridae
Product: vomeronasal type-1 receptor 5
Biological process (GO): G protein-coupled receptor signaling pathway
Cellular component (GO): membrane
Molecular function (GO): pheromone receptor activity
Source: RefSeq, a predicted model, not a curated record
AUGAUUGAGGACCAACUCUGGUGUCCAGAAUUGGGUAAAUGGUUUGCCAUGGAGACAAGCACUGAUUGCUCCCAUCAAGGUAUAGAAACUGCUGACUCCAGAUCACAGAGAUUGUUGAACAUUGUUGAUGAUAAUUUGGAACAUGCAGAAAUAAUGUUAUUAUCAUCAGAUCUCUUGUUUUUCUCCACAGAUAUAUUUAAAUAUUUUAUGAAGAUGACCAAACUUCCUAGUUACAUUGUCAUGAGAAACUCCUUUUAUUCACAAGCCAGCUGUGGAAUCUCAACAAACAUUUUUCUUCUUCUCUUCCACAUCCUCACCAUUGUUUUUACUCACAGGUUUAAGCACCUUGACAUGACAAUUAGUCACUUGUCCUUGAUCCACAUACUGCUGCUCUUCACCAUGAUAAUACUGGUGUCCUCAGACUUGUUUGGGUCACAGAAUAUUCAGAAUGAUGUAAGGUAAAUUGUCUUUUUAAACAAGGUGCUGAGGGGUCUCUCCAUUUGUACAACCUGCUUCCUGAGCAUGCUCCAGGCCAUCAUCAUCAGCCCCAACAGUUCCUCCUUGGCAAAUUUCAAACAUAUUUCUCCAAAUCACCCCCUAGGAUUCUGCAUCUUCUCAUGGGUUCUCAACCUGUCUGUCAAUAACCAGUCUUCUGUUUAUUACCGACCACUGUUCUGUUUAGCCCAUGAGCUAUAUGCACAGAAACUUAUUUUUCACACUAAUGACAUUGAAAGAUUACUUCAUAGGGCUAAUGGUCCUCUCUAGUGGCUACAUAGUGAUUAUUUUGCAGAGAAUAAGAGAUUCUCCCAGCACUUUUAUAGCACCAGCCUCUUCCCAAGAGUCUCACCAGUGAAAAGGGCUUCCCAGGCCAUCUUGCUGGUGGUGAGUUGUUUCGUCUUCAUAUAUUGGGUGGACUUUACCUUCUCAUUAUCAGUAGUUAUAACAUGGAGAAGUAAACCUCUAUUAGUGUGGUUCCAGAUUAUUGGGGUCAAUAGCUAUGCCAUAGUUUGUCCUUUGGUGCUAACCCAUGCAGAUAAGCAAAUAUUCAAGACUUGGGUGUCAGUGACUGAAGUUGAACCUGAUCAUGCAGAUAUACAGCUGAAGGUGCUAGAUGCAGAUAGUUCUGGAUAUUAG